AACGCGGUCUCGAGGUCGCGUUCUGCAUCAAUCCAUUGUCUAUCCAAACGUCUAUAUAUAUAUGCCCACCUCUUCCACACCUAUCUUUUUUUUCCUCCCAGCACGUAGAGAAGAGUGGUCGCCAAUCCUAAUCCCUCCGACUUCUUCUUGUAAUCCUGCCUUUAGGAAGAGCAGCAACAGUGGUAUGGCGCAAAAAGUCUUCAUUCAUCCUUUACCACUACCACUUUUUUUGCCGGCUCUUCCAGGCACCUUGUAGCACCUCUUUCAACUCUGCCACCAUCUCUAUACUUAAAUUUUCCUUUCCAGCGCCAGAUAACAAACAGGACGUGUGCCACACACUUUGCAUCACAGAAUAUCUGUCGAUUCUGCCUACUUUUGUUAGCUUAGUUGCCCGUAUCGUACUCACUUUUCAUACGACAACCAUCAAUUACCAUACAUUUUUUCUCAUUUACCUUCUAUUUUACUAUGGUACAGAAUAUCUGUCAUUUGUCAGAGCUCAGGACACUUCUAUUGGCCAAUAUCACCCGAAAUGUUUGAGCUAGAUCCUUACACCACUUCACUACUCACAUCGAAA
Messenger RNA from Ogataea polymorpha, 574 nucleotides. RefSeq lists its product as uncharacterized. Lineage: Eukaryota; Fungi; Ascomycota; Pichiomycetes; Pichiales; Pichiaceae. The transcript has a single exon. The record is from RefSeq and is a predicted model, not a curated record. Bases 62 to 256 code for a protein of 64 amino acids.